AUCUAUUCUGUUUUCACUGUCAAGUUUUCAUAAAUUUCAAAAAUAUAAAAUACGUUAUUUUAGUAAAUUCUCAGAACAAUAGAACAAACGUGUUAAAAUUGGCUCUGGUAAAAAAAUUAAGUUUUCAAGGAAAUGAAGUUCGAUAAGGCAGUAGCAACGCGUGAAUUUGAAUGGAAAAUACAUAAUUUUAGACGAGAUAUUGUUCUGCCAAUGAAGGAAGAUAGAUAUCUUGCAAGCAGGAAAAUUACAAUUGUACUUGGAAACAAUGAAACUAAAUGGAGUUUGCGGUUUUAUGUUAAAAGUAAGGAAAUCUCAUUGCUACUUCGACUGGAUGAUGCUGAAUGUCGAGAUUUUAAAGCCAGAUUUUCGUGCUUUAUUCCUGAAAAAGCAAUAAAUUACAGUCGAAAACUUCCAGUAAAUGAUUUUUCGGAAAAACAUGCUUUAUAUUACGAAAAUACAAUAUCUCGAUUAAGACUGAUUAAUUUGGAAGAGCUAUUUGAUGAUCCAACAAAUUAUUUCAUUGAAUAUGAUACAUUGACAGUUAAGAUAAAGAUUGAACUUAUUAGUGGAUUUAAAUUACAAGACAAUGAAUGCUUAGAAUGCACAUCCAGUACCAGAGACUUCUUUUUUCAAUUUCGUAAGCUUUUCGAGGACAAGAUUUUUACUGAUUUCACCAUCAUUUGUUCUGAUGGCAAGGAAAUUCAAACACAUCGCUGUAUCUUGGCUACAAACUCACCUGUUUUGAGUGCUAUGCUACAAACUCAAAUGACUGAAUCGAAAAAUGGCAAAAUGAAAGUUGACGACAUAAAAGGAGAAGUUAUGGAAGAAAUAUUAAAGUUUAUGUAUACCCAAGAUGAUACUUCUUUAUCACUUGUGCGUUUAAAAGACAUUUAUUAUGGAGCUGAAAAAUAUCAAAUUGCUAAAUUAAAGGAAAAGUGUAUUUCCUAUAUGGUUGAAUUUAUGAACGUAAAAAAUGUUCUUCAUUACCUUAUGCUGGCUGAAUUUUACAAUGACAAUUAUUUGAUUCUACGAUGCGUUAUGUUUAUUAAUGCACAUCACCAAGAAGUUCGCAAGAAUAAAUGUUGGGAUAAAUUAAGCAAAAAUCAAUUGGAUAUAAUCAAAGAAUUCAUGAAGGAAAAUGAAUCGAAUGUUCAGCUCUAUGAAUCGACUUUAUGACUAUAGGAAACCUUAAAGAUUGCUAAUGUCCACAGGAUCCUGAAAAUCCACGAAGAAAACGACCCAUCUGCACAUAUUUAUGCUGCAGAAAAACUGCUAUGUAAAAUUGAAAAAAUAUUAAAUGCUCACGUUAAAUAUAAUGCUAAUGAUGUUGUAUCAAAGGAAGAAAUUGUGCAACUAAAGAAUCAUAUGAACAUCCUUCAAUCAAUGAAGACAACCGUUAAGGAUGUUCCCAACAAUGCUGAAUCAAAGAAUCAAAAAGUUGAAGAUUUCAACAAGAAUCUUAUGCAAAUUGUCGAAUUUAUUGAAUCUACAAGUGCUAAAUUAAAUGAAACACAAAUUAGUAUUAUUAAAGAUUCAUCUGAUAUCCUGAAUUAAUUAUGAAAUAAAUAAAAUUAAAGCUUGUUAUAUUUUGGAGAAAAAAAUCUUUUAUUUGUCAAAUAAUUUUCUUCUUGAAAUUCAUUUCUUACAAAACUAUUAUCAAUUCAUUUUUAGUAAGUUCAAUAAGGAGGCAUAAAGGAUCAAUAAGUGUUUAAAGUUAUCGAAAAUGAAUUUGUUGCAGAAAAUUUUCAUAGUAAAGUUUAUUUAAUGUCAAAUGAUUAUUUUUCUGUCUUAAGAAGCUCCUAAAAGUUGUUUUAAGCCUUUUUUGCUUUAAGAGUAUAGAAUUGUGAUAUUUAAAACUCUCAUCUUUUGUUUAAAUAGAGUUACAAAGCUAUGAAUUUUGUCAUUCGGAUUCAUUGUUGUGUAUGAUUUUUUGGACAGAAUAGCGAUUUUCGUGUACCUUUAAUGUAAUAUAUUUACAAAUUCUUUAAUAAUUCAUUCAAUGUAUUAGCCGAGAAGCAAUUAAAUUAAAAUAAAUGAGCAAAAAUGGGUUGAGUUUGAAUUUUCUAUAGUGUCACGUAAUUGGUUCUUAAUAUAGUUUAGAUAUUAAAAUUAAUUAGAGUCAGUUGUUCAAUUUUGAGCACAAUAACAAAGUAGAUCAGUUUUCAACGUAUAAAUUAAGUUUGAAAAUAUAGUAGAUCUUUUUUUGAAUUUCAAAAAUCCGUUAAAGUUUAAAUUGUUAAAAACAGUUGAUAUGAGAUUGAAUCUCAACAUAAUUCCUUUCAAGUACUGACUCUAAAAAUAGCAUAAUGUUUACAUAAAUCACCAGUAAAGUGAGUAAAGCAGAAUAUAAGGAACCACGUGACGCUAUAGCUGAAUUUCGAAUUUUCCAUGAAAAUAUUUUAACACAUAAAAAACUCAACAUAAAUUUUUAUAUCACGAUAAUUCGAUAACUUAUUCAUUCUCAUUAUUAUUGUUUUAUGAGCAACAUAAAAAGGCUUCAGAUUUAAAUAAAAAUGCAUGAAUAAGGAGAAAAAUAUGUUUAACGAUGCAAAUAAGAACAAUUCAACAGCGAUUUGGGAUAAAAUCAAAUAAAUACAAGAUUUAUGCAAACGUGGCAUGAAAAUGAAAUAUAGAAUAUUUUUUCUACAUACUAUUUACAAAUAUUUGUUUUUAGCAAGGAGAAAUGAAUGAGUUGAAUGCGCAUUAAAACUAUUCUGUUUCAUAAUUUUUAGUUCUCAAAGACGUUUAGAGCAGAAAAGGAUAGUUAAAGAUUUUUGUUUGGAUUUAUACAUCAAGUAUAGCAAUAUAUUUUUUUUUCUUGAUCCUUCCUACAUUCUCACACAUCACCUUCACAUCGCUCAUAUUGUGCUUCAUAUUAAUCUUAAGUUUUUCACUCAUCAUCUUUCAAGUCUUAUUUUUAUUUAAUUUUUUUUUUGUUAUUAAUUUUGUCUAUGAAGAAAAUGGAAUCGUUAAAAACUUCUCUUUUUUUGGACGUGCUUGAUCUAAAAUGAAACUUUUUUUCUGGACGAUUCAUGAUUAAUUUCUUUUUUUAUUACUUUGUAAUGCAUUUUUGUCACCAACGAACCAUCACUCUAAAAAUAAGAAUUUAUUCAGCACAUUAUGCAUUUGACAUGUCCAUCAAAUGUGGCUACAAUAAUUUUUAUUUACUUUCUAUUGGGCAGGAGUCACAACACUAUUUUUGGAUGGAGACAGGACGUGAAUUUUUUAAAUUUUAUUUUUAUUUUUUUUGACAUUUUUCUUUAAAUUCUCUUUAAAUUUACUUUAGAUUAUUUUAAUGAAUAAUUUAAGAGGAAAUUAAGAAAUGGGAUUCCUAUAAGAUUCUGUUUCUAAACAUUUCCUUGUCUAUACGGUCGAAAAAUUGAUUAAGAUAUAAUAUUUGUUUAGGACUUUCUUUAAAAUGAAUUUAAUGUCUAUUUGGAUAUUAUUAAAUAUUAUCUAUUCAAUGAGCAAUUCUAAUUGCUUCAAUUUUUUUCAUCUCUUCAUACCAUCUGCUUUGUUUAUAAUUUUUCAUAUUUUUUAUACUCUUUUUAUUAAAUAAAUUAAGGACUAGAAAACAAUUUCAUCAUAAUGAUUUUUCGCGUUUUAAUUUCAUUCUUGUGAAUUAUAAAAAAAUUGGAAUAAAAUUUCUCAUACUUUUGGGGUUAGUUCUUCGUUCACAACCUCAAAGUUUUCGUGUCUUCUUUGGACAGAGUUAAGGUUUAUAAUGAUUCAGGUCAUCAAUCAAUAAAGUUUUUGCAUGCAAAUUCGAUUUAAGCUGUUUAAAGUGAUAGCAGGAAAAUGAGAAAGUUCAGCUAAUGUCAAGUAUAUCCUCUGGUAUCAAAAAAGAAUACUUUGAUUAUAAGUAAUGUGCCGUAGUAAGAUUAAUUCUAAACCUAUCUGAAUCUAUAUAUUGAAACAUCUAGAAGGACAGAACAUCAUCCGUUGCACUAACAUGAUUUAUCUUAAUCUGAACUUAGUUUGAAAAUUCUUGACUUUGUCAUCUAUUUUGAAGUUAGCUGUAAAAUCCUUAAUCAACUCUUUUUUGCCGUUAAAUAAUUAAAACAAUGUAAAAGAAUGUCCUAAGUCUUUCUGAAAAAUAUUUCGUCAGUUUAGGAAUCUCGUCUGGCAGCCUUACAAUCUAGCUUGAUGUAGUAAAGCUCAAACAAACCAUAUCAUAAACUAGUAACAUGAACAUUAAUCUGAGUACAGCUCGAGUCAAAAAUUUUCAUGUCUAGAAUCUGGAUAUUUAUCAACUUUGUCACAAAGAAUGCACGAAAACUAAAUGAUUUAGUCAAGAACUUCCCGUCCAUAUGAAUGUCUAUCUCUCAAUGAAAUGCAUUAAAAUUUAUAAUAAAGGAAAAAUUUACAAAUCAUUUUAAAAACUAAUUAUUACCUUUAAAAUCACAUUAA
Chironomus riparius is the source of this 4410-nucleotide messenger RNA. The record is from the annotation of a GenBank genome assembly. Lineage: Eukaryota; Metazoa; Arthropoda; Insecta; Diptera; Chironomidae.